CCGUCCGAGACUCUGUCGGUAAAAUCACCCGGUAUUGUCACCUGCACCAUAUCAUCCUCGUCUACCCAAAAAAAUGACGAAUUCAUUGUGUUAUCAACGGUUAAAGCACCUGAGACUUGCAGAACGUUUGUAUUCACAGGCACCUCCAUCUAACCCCAAAAAGCAGGAUGAUAACUGGAAGACUAUUGAUAUGGUUGGACCCCCAGACCCUGUCUCUAAUCUAAGGCCCGUCGCCUUUGCAAAGCCUCAGACUGAAACUGAAGUUGAGAAAGAGUUUAGAGAGGCGAGAGAGGCCACUCAGGAGUGGAAUAACAAAUUCUGGAGUGAACACAAUGCCCGGUUCAUUGCUGAACGCAAAGAAUUCCAAAGCAAAUUAAAAGCUGAAGGAAAAGAAUCAGUGACUGCAGACGAGAUGUCCGUCUUCUACAAGAAAUUUCUAGAUAGUAACUGGAAAAAUCACGUCAAUUACAAUUACUCCUGGUACAAACAAAAUAUCAAGAUUCUGUUUCUCGAAGUAAGAGUGAGAUUAUCGAAAAUGAAGUUCAAGUGAUUUUUUAAUCAAUUGCUACAAAUGAAUUAUUUAUUUCAAAGUAUAAUAAAUGUUAUUAAAGUGAGGUGAGUCUCUUA
Molecule: messenger RNA, 627 nt
Organism: Diachasma alloeum
Lineage: Eukaryota; Metazoa; Arthropoda; Insecta; Hymenoptera; Braconidae
Gene: Coa8
Product: apoptogenic protein 1, mitochondrial
Exons: 3
Coding region: 74-550 (158 amino acids)
Biological process (GO): intrinsic apoptotic signaling pathway
Cellular component (GO): mitochondrion
Source: RefSeq, a predicted model, not a curated record